AUGGUCAACGACACCGCAGGAAACGCCAGGAACAUCACCACCCACUAUGGCUGCUUGACGCUACCCAACGUGCAAGCUCACGCAGUCGCCUACUUGAGGCUCCAGCAGAGAGAACACCAGGCAUCAGUCUGCCUCCGAAAGCUCAUCAUUGCCUCGAUCACGCCGAAGCUGGCAGACAGGCUGUCCACUCAUGCGGAUGAUUACACGGUCGACACAGCGGCAGUCGCAGUGCCCCCAAACGCACCAAUCAUGAUUGAAGAUGGAACCACGAUGCUGUACUCCCUGAUCAAGCUGGUUUCAGUCGAGACCAGAGCCACCGUGGCAAUCAUCACAAAGAAACUCAGCAGCCUCGAUCAGGUCAUGGAGAGUGUCAAGUCCAACGUUGAGGACUUCAACGUCGCAGUCGAAGACCUCAUCUCCCAACUCAAUGCUAGGAGCAUUGAGAUUCCACCGAUGCUCGAGAACCUCUUCGAAGGAUAUGCUUGCUGCGACGACCUCAAGUUCGUCGAGUAUAUCGCCCGGAAGCAGGAAGCCUAUGAAGAUAGCACCAUCAACCUGGAAUACGGGGAACUCAUGAAGAUGGCGCUCGAAAAGUACAAGAUCCUCGUCGACAAGAAGAUGUGGCUCAAAAAGACUGAGCAAGAGAUCGAGAUCCUAGCUCUCAAGGCUGAAGUCGUGCAGCUGAUGAAGAAGGGGUCGUCGAAGCCAACCCCUGCUGCCUCUGGCGGACAGCAGAAGAAGUCAACAGGCGCCUCAAAGGGCGAUGACAAGUUUGCGUGGAAACAAGUUCCACCGGCGGAUGGAGAUCCACAUGAUAAGAAGGUCAAUGGCAAGGAGUACAUCUACUGCCCUCACCACGAUACCACCAAAUGGGUGCUCAAGGUGAACAACAAGGGCAUCGAACACCGUACCGGUUGCUCCAAGCUCAAGGAUAGUACCGGAGGAUCCGCACCAAACGGACAGAUGGCUGCCGCUCUCGCCAACGUGAUGGAAGACGCUGGCACGGACACGCACCAGCAGGUGCCCAAUGAAGAGAACCCCUGA
This is a messenger RNA of Seminavis robusta, 1044 nucleotides long. NCBI's taxonomy places the organism in Eukaryota, Bacillariophyta, Bacillariophyceae, Naviculales, Naviculaceae. The record is from the annotation of a GenBank genome assembly.